Molecule: messenger RNA, 957 nt
Organism: Rotaria sp. Silwood2
Lineage: Eukaryota; Metazoa; Rotifera; Eurotatoria; Philodinida; Philodinidae
Source: the annotation of a GenBank genome assembly
AUGUAUCAACUUCCUCAUUAUUCUGAUGCACUUAAACAAUUUCCAUCGGCUGCACUUUCAGCUUAUUUUGCUGGAACUACAAAUAAUGGAAAUGGUAUUGUUCAUAAUACUGCUCAUCAUCCUUUAGCAGCAGCAGCCGCUGCUGCCGCUGCUGCUGCUGUUGUUUCACAUACAAAUCCAUUUUCCAUUGAUAAUAUUCUUGCUUCGCGUCCGCGUUUAUCUGUACCUUUAUCGUCCUACUAUGGUCCAACAGCAACAAAUACAGCUCAAGCUGCAGCUGAUUUCUAUUCAUUACAAAAUUUCUUUGCUGUGGCUUCCAUGGCACAAAAUCAUAAACGAAAAAGAAGACAUCGAACUAUUUUUACAGAAGAACAACUUGAACAAUUGGAAGAAGCUUUUGGUCGUACACAUUAUCCAGAUGUUAUGAUGAGAGAAGAUUUGGCUAUGAAAAUUGAUCUCAAAGAAGAACGUGUUGAAGUUUGGUUUAAAAAUCGUCGAGCAAAAUAUCGAAAACAAAAACGAGAAGCAACUGAACGAUGUCGUCGUGAAGCUCUUGAUAAAUCACAACGAACUGAUGGUGAAAGUAUUGCAACUGGUUCAUCAACACCAAGUGCAAAUUCAAGUUCAUCAUUAAGUAGUAUUGGUCAAGAAACAUCAACUAAUGUUGAUCAUUCACUUCCAACAUCACAUAAUUUAGUUGCAUGUCCAACAAUACCAAGUAAUAAUAGUGAUAGUUCAAGAUCAGAUAUCUCACUAGGUACUCAAUCAACACAUUCACCAAAUUAUAGUCAACAACCAUUAGCUUUAACAACUAAUGGAAGAUUAAAUAAUCAUAAUUCAGUACCGAUUAAUAACAAUUAUCGUAAAGAAACUUUUCCAAUAAAUCAUAUGAGACCACAUGUCAUUUCAGGAACAGCAACAAAUAAUAAUAACACUACACCAUAUCUUAAACUGUAG